Anguilla rostrata (American eel) is the source of this 2262-nucleotide messenger RNA. Its product is annotated as macrophage mannose receptor 1-like. Lineage: Eukaryota; Metazoa; Chordata; Actinopteri; Anguilliformes; Anguillidae. The record is from RefSeq and is a predicted model, not a curated record. Bases 712 to 1797 code for a protein of 361 amino acids. The transcript is spliced from 5 exons.
UAAAUGCCUGUAAUGUAAUGUUUCGGAAUGCAUAAUACGGGUUACACGCUGUUUACUGGCUCACUGGCUGCAGUGACAUGGUCAGGAUCUGACCCUGGACCACGGGGCUCGUCCGUGCACUAGAACAGUGGUUCUUAAACUCGGUCCUGGGGGACCCCUGUGUAUGCUGAUUUUCAUUCCAACCUCAACAGCAAUCCCAGAAUUUUUUAAAAGUCGUUCAUUUUUCUUAAUUAGGUGCUUUUCAUGUUUUAGAGCUGGGGUUCCAGAAAGGGCCAGUGCGGGUGCACACACCUGAUUCUACUAAUCAAUCACUAGAGUCAUUGCUAAGCACCUUCAUUAGUAGAAUCAGGAUCAGGUGUGUGCACCCACUGGCCCUUUCUGGAUAAGACUGUGGACCCCAGCUCUAAAACAUGAGAUUCUCACUAAUUUGAAUGGUUAUAUUGUGUUCAUAUGCUUGACCUGUCAAUCAGUCAUUUACAUAUAAAGGUCUGCUUUCCCUCUGACCACACAAGAAAUGUAAUUACUAACUUUAGUCUAAGACUCAAUACCAGUGCACAUAAUUACCAACCUUGGGUAAAGACCCUAUAUCAUCACAUAUAAUUACUAACCUUAGCUACAGACCCAGUACUAAUGCACAUAAAUAGCAACUUUAGCUAAAGGCCAUAUACCAGAAAAUAUUGCCAACUACCAAUCUGUUGCCAACCAACGGUCAUGAAGCAAAGUGUGUUUGCGUUCCUGCUGCUCUCAGGACUCUGUGCACUGCGGUACGGCCACUCUCAGCAGUAUCACUUUGAGGAAACCCCAAAGCUCUGGACCGAAGCACAAAGCUUCUGCAGAGAGAACUACACCGACCUGGUGACCAUAGACAACCAAACGGACGCACAGGGGAUUCUGAAGCAAGCACGGAGUGGCCAUACGGAUGCCUGGAUAGGACUGCAUAGACGCUGGCGGUGGUCUCUGGCAGACAGAGGUCUCUACCCUGCGAAAAAAAUUUUUUUAAAUUGGGCAGCGGGGCAACCAAACAAUGUAAAAGGAAAUGAGAACUGUGCAACAAUGAGGAAAGAUGGGAGGUUUCUUGAUUGGUCCUGCGACCAGCUCUUCUACUUUAUCUGCUAUAAUGAAAGCUCCGCUGACAAGUACAUCCUGAUUGAAGAGCAUAAGACUUGGGAAGAUGCUCGGUUCUUCUGCCGAAAAAAACAUACAGAUCUGGUUAAUAUAAAGAACCAAACUGAAAACGAGGCUAUAACAGGAAAACUGAAAGGUAGCAAACUGGAUUGGUGGAUUGGUCUGUCCAAAGAUUGGAAGUGGUCAGACCUGAGCGAGUCCUCAUACCGCAACUGGAGCACAGAAAGUGAUGGCGAUGAUUUUAACUGUGCUGCUGUACUGCUCUCCUCGGGAAAAUGGGUGAAACAAGAAUGCGAUGAUAAAAAGCCUUUCUUCUGCUACGAAGAUAACCUCAUCCUGGUGCAAGAAAAUAAGACCUGGGACGAGGCCCUGGAACACUGCAGGAGGUACCAUGACGACCUGGUCUCCUCUGAGACCGUGGAGCACUGGGUGAAGAGGCGGGCUCGGAAUGCCACCACGGCUAGCGUGUGGCUGGGCGUCCGGUACUCCUGUGCCCUGCAGGUCUGGCACUGGGUCAGCGGGGAGGUGUUGUGCUACCCGAGCUGGGCCUCGGAGGACCGGGAGAGCGAGUGCGGGCACAGGGGGGCAAUAGAAUCCGGAGGCGGGCAAAGGCAGGUCAGUCUGCCUAAAACAGAGAGGCUCAACUUCAUCUGCAGCAAGCGUCUAGGAUGACUGCGAUUAGUGUGUAAGUAUAUAAAAAUGCCCUUACAGCAAGAUGAGAGUGUGCACUUCAACCACAUGAGAAUUGUCUGAUUACAAAUAUAAAAUUGUGCUGUACGGGGCCAAAUCAAGAAGAAAAAAAAAGUCUUUGUCCGAAACAUUAUGGAGCUUAUAUAUACACUCUGUACAUCCAUAAUACCAUAGCAACACACACCCUGUACAUACAUAUAUACACUCUAUAUAAUACUAUAGCAACACACACCCUGUACACGCAUAUAUACACUGUAUAUAAUACUACAGCAACACACCCUGUACACACCUAUAUACACUCUGUACAUACAUAAUACCAUGGCAACACACACCCUGUACAUGCAUAUAUACACUCGGUACAUCCAUAAUACCAUAGCAACAUACACCCUGUACAUACAUAUAUACACUCUAUAUAAUACUAUAGCAACACACACCCUGUACACCUAU